Molecule: messenger RNA, 4563 nt
Organism: Tachyglossus aculeatus (Australian echidna)
Lineage: Eukaryota; Metazoa; Chordata; Mammalia; Monotremata; Tachyglossidae
Gene: TMEM87B
Product: transmembrane protein 87B
Exons: 19
Coding region: 29-1663 (544 amino acids)
Biological process (GO): retrograde transport, endosome to Golgi
Cellular component (GO): membrane; Golgi apparatus
Source: RefSeq, a predicted model, not a curated record
CCCGCCCGUGCGGGCCUCGGGUGAGGAGAUGGCCGGCCGCCUCCUCCGCUUCCUCCUCCCCCUCUCCUUCGUCCUCCUCCUGCUGCCGGUGGGCGCCGGAGCCGUGCCCGAGCCCGGACGGUGGGACGCCAACGUCGGCUACGGCUCCAAGCCACUAAUAUUUAGAAAAACCAUGUUUAAUUCGACUGAGAUCAAGCUUAAAAUUAAUUCAUUCAGCUGCCCCGAUCCCGUGUCGUUUACCAUAGAGUGGUUUCUGAAGUAUCAUGCCUGUCACAAUGAAUUUAUCCACCUGGAAGAUAUGUUGGGAAAAAAUCCCAUCACUGGUGAUAAAGACUUCUGUGCCGAUUAUCUCCAAGGAAAGCAUUGUAUAAAACAAAAAAAUGAAAACCUGAAGUGCGACAGUGAAUUGCAGAUAUUUCCUAUGUUGCAUAAAAAAGGACAAAUCACAACAAAUAUUAAAAAGCUUCCAAACCACCGAGGAUCCACGGAUGAUGUUGUAGCCAAAACGUGGAGGGAUGGCCCACAUCUUUUCAUUGUUUCUAUCAAAACAGAAGAGAAAGCGAGAAACUGGAAUUUGACCGUUUCCGUUUCGAUGCUGGGGCUUCAUGGGUAUAUCUCGGCAUCAGAGUGGCCUCUAAUGAUUUUUUACAUGGUGAUGUGCAUCCUUUACAUUCUGUACGGUGUACUGUGGCUCGUCUGGUCCGCCUGUUACUGGAAGGAUUUGUUGAGGAUCCAGUUUUGGAUCGCUGCUGUGAUUUUCUUGGGAAUGCUAGAAAAAGCAGUGUUUUAUGCAGAAUAUCAGAACAUCAAUACCUCCGGACUUUCAUCCCAGGGUCUCUUGAUAUUCGCCGAAUUGAUCUCUGCAGUUAAGAGGACAUUAGCACGUCUCCUUGUAAUCAUUGUGAGCUUGGGCUAUGGCAUCGUGAAACCUCGUUUAGGAACAGUUAUGAAUCGAGUAGUAGGACUGGGUGGACUCUACUUCGUUUUUGCAGCCAUCGAAGGCAUUAUGAGAAUUAUUGGGGCAAAAGAAUCUGACCUUGUUCUUCUGUCCAGCAUUCCUUUGGCUUUGCUUGAUUCUGGCUUGUGCUGGUGGAUAUUUGUAAGUUUGGCACAGACAAUGAAGACCCUAAAGAUAAGAAAGAACACAGUGAAGUUUUCCCUUUACAGACACUUUACAAAUACUCUGAUCUUUGCUAUAUUAGCUUCAAUCGCAUUUAUGAUAUGGACAACAAAAAAAUUCAGAUUAGCAGAAUGUCAGUCGGAUUGGAUGGAGCUCUGGGUUGAUGAUGCCUUUUGGAGAUUCCUUUUCUCCGUUAUUCUUCUAGUGAUUAUGUUUUUAUGGAGACCGUCGGCAAAUAAUCAAAGAUAUGCAUUCACGCCUCUAAUAGAUGAUUCAGAUGAUGAAGUUGAAGAAUUUAUGGUGGUUUCUGAAAAUCUAGCGGAAGGAAUAAAGCUAAGAACUUCAAAGGCGGUUUCUAAUGGAACAGCUAAACCCACUACAAGCAGCAGCAAUGUUGAUGAAGAUUUGAAGUGGGUAGAAGAAAACAUUCCCUCUUCAUUCACAGAUGUAGCCCUUCCGGUAUUAAUGGAUUCGGAUGAGGAGAUAAUGAUGACUAGAAAUGAAGUGUCAGACAGAGCGUUGUCUUCAGAAAAAAUAAUAUGACCAAGACCUGUAAAACCAAGUCUGGUAAUGAAAAUUGACCACUCACCCUGAAUCUGAGAGCACACAAGAAAGAGAGAGAGAGGAGACCAUCACUGACUAUGCAUAAUAUUUUGAUAGGUCUUGACUGAUGUUUUUUAUUGUAUUAUCAUAGGAGAUAUGUAUAUUAACAUGAAGUUUCCAGGAGGAUUUUUCUUUCCACACUAUGUCUUAAGAUGCCAUUGUUUGUGGUUUUAAAUGUCAGUUAAAAUGCCUCAGGGGUGGUGGGUUAAGAAAGCAUUCAGAAGGCAGAAAAGUGCAAAUGAUAUGUCCUUACUUAAUGGAUUUUUCGACUGAACUCUUGGAACUGAGUCUUGUGGUAGGGUGAAAUGAUGGUAUUUUUGGCGUUAUUUUUUUUUAUUAUUUUUGUACACUCCCCAUCCAGCCUCCCUUUUUAGGGAGUUUUUAAUGUGGCACAUCCAUCUCAUGUUGUAGAGGUUUUCCCCAGCUCCUCGUUUAUCAUUUCUUUUCGAAGUGAUGGGUUCUUUUGCUUUUCUACUGAAAUGGCUGUAUAUAGAGUAAAUGUGGUUAAAUAACAUUAGCCUCUAUUUAUACUUUAUGAUUACCUUAUGACUAUUUCUUCUUUAGAGCAAAGUUCACCUGUAAAUAGGAAUAUUAGCUGCAGAUUUCAGUGCUGGAGGUCCGAAAGGGGCAAAACUUUAUUUCCUGCAUAAUCUUGAGGGUUUUUUGGUCGUGUAAACUUUUUUUAUCUUUGAUAGUUUACAUCUGGGGAUGUAUAUAAAAUUGCUGUCUUCCAGUUUUCUCACAGUACUCCACCUUUGACUGUUUUAGCCUACCUCAGUUUUUUGUAGUAUGCAGUUGUAACUUGCCACUCUGUAAUGUGACUUCAUACUAUUUGGAAUUUUUCUUUUUGAAAUGUGAAAUGCCCAAAGUGUAAAGACGAAGUGAAUGAGCUGUUGCGAACACGUGAAACAUUUACAGAUUUUAUUAAUUCUAUAUAACCAAAGAGGGGAGGCCACAUUUGACGAUAAUCUUCGUUUGAAUUUUUUAAGAAUUUGUUCUGAAUUCUGCUCCUUUGAAAUUUGGCAAUAAUCGGAGCUCAUUCAAUAUUCUAUUAGAUUGUCGUAACUUUUUACUAGAGAAGGGGAUUCUGAGCUUCUUGGCCACUAAAGUAACCUCAGCCAACAAAGCUUAAAAUCCGUAGCCAGAAGAAACCUCUAAAGAAAACUAAUCUUGAAUUUUACAGAAAAUUAGAACGCUAGGGUUCCUUCUCCUGAAAAUUCAUGCCUAACCUCAUUUAUUUGCCUCCCGUUCGCAGGUCCCUUCUGAGAUCUUGUCCCUGUGGACCUGUAAUUUUCACCAAGUAGUUUCAAAAAACGCUGCUUAUGGAAGGUGAAAGCUUAAAGGGCAGGAGCAGCCCUGGUUUGAAUGUACGUCAUCGUUUGGGGGAGGGCGAGCUGAGUUUUUUGUUUCAGGGUCCCGACCCCAACACAGCAAGCUCCUAAAGCGUCAGUUUUCCUCUAGGACACCUUAGUUUCCUAUGUUCUCUCGUGCCCGCUGGGCACCAUGUCGUGUAUGUCUCAGAGAGGAGGGCUGGGGGAGCUUUCCCGGCACUUUAUAUUUGUCCCGUGCCCAAUGCUUCUGGGCAGACGGGCUUUUUACCCACUGCAGGGCUCCAGGAUGCUAGAAUCACCAGGGCUCCUGGAGGUCACAGCUGAGAGGGAGCAAUACAUGCCAAAUAAGAGAGACUGUCACCCCUGCAUUCACCAUCCACCCUCGCCCCGGGCUCAUAGGAGCCCAGAGCAGCCCGACUCUGCAAGGAGGAAUUGCCGAUCCGGAGCUUCCUACUGGGAAAAUCCCCCUGGGAUGCUUCUCAAGGCACCGUGAUUCAAAACCACCGCUGCUUUUGGUGUGGGGGGACAGAAGAAAGUAGGGGGGCCCUCUUGCGAACUCCAGGACGUCCCCUUUUGACCAGUAAAAUCUCCUAGCCGGAGGCCUCCAGUCCGCUUCACGAGAGACUUGCUCACUGAAAGGAGGAGCUGAGGGCGAGGAGUCUGGGUUCUGGUCUUUCUGGAUGAAGCACUUAAAAAAACCAAGUGGGGCCGGCUUGGGGAACAUUCCUAUUGCACAGAAAACCUCCUUUAAAUAGGAUUGGAAAGUGCAGCCUCGCGGCUUUGAGCUAGAUGGAUGUUGACUUGAUUUAGAGGGUGAUGUUUUUAAGAAAUUAUUUUGGUAACGCCAAAUGAUGUAAAUAUGUAUUCUGAGCAGGUGGGCAGGAUCUUCCAAAGCUCCGUGUUAGCGCGAACCGCUUCUAGAAACACGAACCCUUAGUUAACGCUUAGGAUCGCGGAUACGGGAUCUAAAAACGGUCGGUUGCUGCUUCUCGUCCGGUUCUGCUGAAUCUGAACCACCGAACUCUCAGAAUCCAAAUCGGGCCGGCCUCCCGCAGAGCAAAGGAAUUGAGUAGGGGGUGGGCAGUCAGGGGAGAUUGGGGCCGGUUUUCAAGUUAGUCAUUUUAGUGCUCGCCUCUGUCGGAAAAACAGCCAGCCAGGUAGCAAUAGGAAAGAUUCUUAAUGCAACUAGGUUGCUUUGUUGAUUGGAAAUCGGAAAGGGUCAAAUUCAACUUUUACAAUGAAUCUUCUUUAGAUUUGGGGAGGACAGAAUGUCUUUAAUAUGAUGCGCUUUGGCCGGAGGAACUUUCUGGGAACUUGAAUUUGUUAAUUGGGGAAUAGGAAGGUUUACUCUGAUAUAUGUAUUUGAAGAGAGUAAUGGUCUCUGAUGUAAGUUUGAUAAGGGGGAAUUAAUUCUGUACCUGGGAGAUGACUGAAGGAAUUUCAUUACUUGAAAAGUUGGUGUAUUUCUGUGCCUUAAUGUUCUGACUUUUAAUAAAAUUGUUUCUGAAA